Molecule: messenger RNA, 369 nt
Organism: Cajanus cajan (pigeon pea)
Lineage: Eukaryota; Viridiplantae; Streptophyta; Magnoliopsida; Fabales; Fabaceae
Source: RefSeq, a predicted model, not a curated record
GCUUCCACUCAAAGCUUAUAACACUUCUCCUUUCGACCUUCCAGCAUCGGGCAGGUGUCAGACUCUAUACAUCGUGUUACCACUUAGUAGAGUCUUGUGUUUUUAAUAAACAGUCGCUAACCCCUAGUAUGUGCCGCUUUCCUAAUCAAAAGAUAGGAGAGCACCCCUUCUCCCGAAGUUACGGGGUCAUUUUGUCGAGUUCCUUCGACAUGGUUCUCUCAAGCGCCCUAGUAUACUCUACUUGUUCAUCUGUGAUGGAUUGGGGUACGGUCAGUUCACCGGGAGGAUUGCCCUCCCAAUUCAAAGUUUUUUCCUGGAAGUUUCAACCUGGUUGACUAUGACAACAGUCGCGACUAUAAACAGACUCGC